AUGUCUUUUGAAGAUGAAAAUAUGGGCUUUUGGAAAAAUGGUUGCUUUAAUGAUUAUAUUAGCAAUGAGUUAGAAUGCGAUGAUCCUGAUAAAGAUUACAUAUUGCUUGAAAAUGAUGAUUAUAGUAUUACAACUGAUAAUACAAGCGAAAUUCCAUCAACACCUGUAACAACCAUCAAUGAUGAUAAUUGUAUUCAUGAAUUUUUAUUUGAUUAUAAAGCAUUACAAAAUGCUAAAGAAAAAAUUAUUGAAAAAGAUUCUGUUUCAACAAUGGCUGGCUCUAAUACAGAUAAAGACUAUCGAAUAGAUGAUACUGAUAUAGAAAAUAAAAACCUUAUACUAUGUGUUUUAGUAGAUGUAUAUAAUGGAAAAGUGAAACGUUGUCUGAAUUAUGAAAAACUAGGACAUGCUCUCCGUCCCCUUCAUCAAUUAAUAGGAACAUGA
Molecule: messenger RNA, 444 nt
Organism: Funneliformis mosseae
Lineage: Eukaryota; Fungi; Glomeromycota; Glomeromycetes; Glomerales; Glomeraceae
Source: the annotation of a GenBank genome assembly